Molecule: messenger RNA, 636 nt
Organism: Belonocnema kinseyi
Lineage: Eukaryota; Metazoa; Arthropoda; Insecta; Hymenoptera; Cynipidae
Product: secreted RxLR effector protein 161-like
Exons: 1
Coding region: 1-636 (211 amino acids)
Source: RefSeq, a predicted model, not a curated record
AUGUACAUUGCCAUUGAAACUCGCCCAGACAUUGCUCAUGCAGUGGUCAUGCUGAGCCAGUUCAACAGCUACAACGGCAAAACUCACUGGCAAUGCGCGAAGAUGAUUUUAAGGUACCUCCAGGGUACUAUAAACCGAAAGUUAAUCUACACGAAGGAAGAUGAGGGAAUCCUCGGACAUGCUGACGCAGACUGGGGAAGCUGCACCUACGAUAGAAAGUUUUAUUCCGGAUGCGUUUUCUCGUUAUCCGGAGCAGCAAUCUCUUGGACCUCACGCAAACAGCGAAUUGUGGCCUUAUCCUCUACAGAGGCCGAAUAUGGAAGCCUCUACGAGGCUGUUCGAGAAGCUAUUCAUUUUUCGAGCUUUGUCAAAGAACUUCGACUUGACACGCUGUCCCAGAUCACCAUCUUCAACGAUAAUCGAUCUGCUGGAAAAUUGGACGAGAAUCCUGUCUUUCACGCUCGUACCAAACAUAUGGACAUCAAGCAUCAUUUCAUUCGUCAAGCGAUUCAGGCUUAUCCACUCAUCAUCAAGUUUCUGCCUACCGAAGAAAUGACAGCAGAUAUUUUAACCAAGCCUUUAUCGGGGAUAAAGUUCGACAAUUGUGUUAGUGGUUUGGGACUCAAAGACUGUUAA